AUGGACAACGAUCGACGACACCUGCACAAAUACGAACGAAUCGUACACGUAGAACGUAUCACCGGUAUCACCGAACUGACCGACAUAGAAGAGUUAGGAAAGUAUCAUCAGAAUGUUGAAUUGCCUUGCAAUGCUAUUUCGCUUUUGGUAAAUAUGGUUGGUCAUCAUCUUCUUACAUACGCAGACUUUCAGUAUCAAAGUAGAUUUUCGUACAAUCUUUACAAUACGCUUACAAGAGCAUUUAUAUUCGAAAAUGGAAAGUUUUCUAUGGAAGAAAUGGAUAUAUUUUUAACUACGACAGUUGAGUUUUCUCGAUACAUGCAGGAAGGAAUACUUGUGGUCAAGUUGUUUUUUGAUGAAUAUUUAUAUUAUAAUUCAGGAGAGCAUUUGCUAAGGUUACUAGAUUUGCUGCAAUGGAUGACUUCUAUAUCGGUGACUGAGUUACGAGAAAACAUUCUAAUACAUAUACAAAAUAUAUUUUACGAAUCAAAUUUAAAUAUGAAAUGUGAAAUAAUUAGAUCUGUACAGAAACUAAUUACGAACUUGUUUGUAAGACAAGGGCUUGAAGAACAGAAUCAAUAUGCAUCAUCCUUUUUGCAACAAGAUCGAUUAGAAGAUUUAGUAGAGAUUGUACUUGCGAUUACAACCAUAUUAGAAAAUCUUAUUGUUUGUGGAUUGAACAUACAUAAUUACGAUGUUAUAUUGUUAUCAGAAUGUUUAGCAUUUUAUGAAGAGAUUUGUACAUUAGAAAGUCGUAGUUAUGUAUUAUCUUGGACAUUGCCACCACCAGCAGUCAUCUAUGGAGCAUUUAUUACGAAGAGUUGUGCUAUCUUGUCAAGAAUUUGUAAAUUACUAUUAAGAUAUUGUAAAAUGAGUCCACAUAUGCGCCAAAUUAUGCCAUUAAAUAUAUAUGCAGAAAGAAUUCGUAUUAUAUCUAUUUAUGCAAAUGAUAUUCAUAAAUCAUUAUGGUAUGAUGAGCCUUUUAGUGAAAAUGGUAACCUUCUAAAAAAUUUUUCAAAAAAAUUACGCAGCGAUUUAAGAGAUUGUGAUUUGGAGACUUUAUUGAAUAUUAGCAAUCAUUAUGCUAUAUUACCCUUCAAAUGCACACUAAAUAUAAGUAAAACAAGCUUAAAAAUAAAUACAAAAGAGGCUGCUAAGACUAUGGCUUCUUGUUAUUUUCCGGCAGUAGAUGAAUUCCUCUCAGUAUUUGAUGAAUAACUAUCUCAAAUUUUAGAAAAAUGCUAUAGUUUUUAAUAAUUUCUUAAUAUGUAUUUAU
Messenger RNA from Cyphomyrmex costatus, 1276 nucleotides. RefSeq names its product centromere protein I. The transcript is spliced from 9 exons. Gene Ontology annotation, biological process: mitotic sister chromatid segregation; CENP-A containing chromatin assembly. Bases 1 to 1218 code for a protein of 405 amino acids. NCBI's taxonomy places the organism in Eukaryota, Metazoa, Arthropoda, Insecta, Hymenoptera, Formicidae. The record is from RefSeq and is a predicted model, not a curated record. Gene Ontology annotation, cellular component: inner kinetochore; kinetochore.